AUCCCGCAGCCCUGAGGUUUCUUCCCUCACUCCCAUCCCUUGGGGUUAUAGUGAGCCCUCAUCUCCCCCAGUUGUAUCAGCAGCACAUCCCCCUGCUCGGGAUCCAGGGGGCACUUGUCAUGACUUCUGAAUAAAGGCUCGUGCAGGAUCUGGAAGAGGAUACUAGAGCCCAGCACCAGAGAGGAGGAGGCGGCUGGAGCAGUGAGUGUGUGUGCUUACAGGGUGUGCAUUGGGACAGAGGGCUGGGCUUGUCUCUCCCUGCUCCCGGCACUGCCGCAACGGGCUCCAGACCAGGGACAGCACCUCACCAAAGCUGCAUGACUGUUGCAAAGAUGUCAUGGCAGCCUCAGUAUCGAACCUCUAAAUACCGUCAUGUCUUUGGCAAGCCUGCAAACAAGGAGAACUGCUACGACAAUGUGCCUAUUACAAGAAGCGUACAUGACAACCAUUUCUGUGCUGUAAACCCAAACUUCAUUGCUGUAGUGACCGAAUGUGCAGGUGGAGGAGCAUUCAUUGUAAUACCUAUACAACUGUCAGGAAAGCUCGAUCCUCAUUAUCCUAAAGUUUCUGGUCACAGAGGAAAUGUGCUGGACAUCAAGUGGAACCCCUUUGAUGACUACGUCAUUGCUUCCUGUUCUGAAGAUGCUUCUGUAAAAAUUUGGGACAUUCCAAAGCCUUUUGUAACCAAGAAUAUAACCAAUGCACGGAAAGAACUUCUUGGUCAUUCUAGAAGAGUCGGUCUUAUAGAAUGGCACCCCACAGCUAGCAAUAUCAUACUCAGCACUGCCUAUGAUUACAAGAUUAUGAUAUGGAAUCUUAACAAUGAGGAGCCAAUAAUUUACAGUCCCGUCAGGACAAUAGAGUGUCAUAAAGAUGUCAUUCUCUCUAUGUCCUUCAAUCUAGAUGGAAGUCUUUUAGCUACAUCAUGUAAAGACAGAAAAGUCAGAAUCCUUGAUCCCCUUAAAGGAUGCAUCAUCCAGGAAUCUAAUGGCAAGGAUCACAAAACCAGCAAAGUUUUGUUUCUGGGAAACAUGAAGAAACUGGUCUCAACGGGGACAUCUCGGUGGAAUAACAGACAAGUUGUCCUCUUGGAUCAAGAUGACCUAUCCGUGCCUUUACAUCAAGAGGACUUAGAUGGUUCCUCGGGUGUACUUUUUCCUUUUUUUGACAAUGACACAAAUAUGCUGUAUUUAGUGGGCAAGGGAGAGGGGAAUAUCAGAUAUUAUGAAGUAAAUGCUCAAAAACCUUAUAUGCAACACUUGAAUGAAUAUCGGUCUUCCUUACCUCAAAAAGGAAUAGGUGUUUUGCCAAAAAGGGGCGUUGAUGUAUCCUCGUGUGAAGUGUUCAGAUUUUUCAAGCUGGUGACAAUUAAAGGACUAAUAGAGCCAGUUUCAAUGAUUGUGCCUAGGAGGUCGGAAUCGUACCAGGAGGACAUUUACCCAAUGACAGCUGGAACACAGCCAGCCCUUACAGCACAUGAAUGGCUAAGUGGAAUUAAUAGAGGUCCUAUUUUGAUAUCCCUAAAACCUGGAUUAAAAUCAUCCCCAACUCAUAAAGCUUCCUCCGGUGAGGAAGAGGAGCUGCUUGCUAAAGAGCCAAAGAGAAUGUAUGAUGAAAAGCCUCCAACAAAGACAUUAUGGGAAAUAGAAUAUAAAACAGAAAUCAUAAGGGAAGACAGAGGAAGGAGGAAAAUGACAGGAAAAUUCCAAGAAACUAGAAACUCCCUAAUCUCCAAUGGAUUGGAUUUGUUUGAAUGUCCACCACCCAAGACUGAGAAUGAGUUGUUGCAGAUGUUCUACAAGCAGCAAGAAGAAAUCCGCAGGUUACGUGAUCAGUUGAGCCAAAGGGAUAUUCAGAUCCGGCAACUUGAGUUAGAAAUCAAAAAUGUUCGAAAUAGUGCAGUGUAUUAAUUCUACCCAGUGCACAGCCUACAGAAUGUAACCCUGAAAAAUGCCUCCAGAAAAACAUUGCAAUUAAUUUUAUUUUUAUGUAAAAAGAAAAAAAAUUACUGACCAACAUGUAGCAAUGCUACAGGGUGCACAUAUUUAUCGUUUAUUGCACAUAUUUUUUAAUAUACUAUAAAAAACAGUCAUAGUGGGUCGUCCCUGAAGGUGCAGAGUCUAUUCAUCAAAGGCUCUUACCUAUGUAAUAAUGUAAUGUGAAAAAUAAAAAACUUAACCAUGGGGUGCUGCAUAUUCAUAGUAGUCUUCAUCAAGUCAGUAGAUGGCUAUAGCUAGUGCUCUGUUUUCUAUAAGGGAACCAGUGAUGAAUAGACUAUUUAUGCUUUUACUUGUUGAGUCCUUACACUGCUAACCCUAUCCUUGCCCAACUAAACCCAUCAUUUACUUUGGGUUUUCCAGUGAUUAAAAAAUGUUUUAUAUUGUGCUGGGGUAAAAAAGAAUCUAUACUUACCUACCCUGGUUCCCCAUAGCUUUCGUUGUUGCUCCUUUUCAUUCCCCCGCAGCUUACCUAUUCUCCCAGCUUCUUGUCUUGGAAGCAGGACCUGCCGCUCAGCCAGUUGUUGUCAGCAGUGGUGUCCUCUCUUGGCCAGUGAUUAAAUCAGGAGCAGAACCUGUCCACUGAGCCAAAGACAAGAGGUCGGAAGAAGAGAAGAGCAGUGGGGAAUAGAAGCUAAGGAGAACCAGGAUAGGUAAGUAUAGCUUUUUUAUUUUUACCACAGCACAAUAUAUGAUAAAAAUGUAAUCACUGGAAUACCCUUUUUAAAGAGGACCUGUGUUUUUGAAGUUUUUUUUUAUAUUCUCUGUUGUCCUGAUUUGAACUUUGUUUUUGUUUUCUUGUUACACUUCACUGUUCCCAUGAUAUAGGGGUUUUACUUUUUGAUUGACUAUUAGUUCUUUUCACUGGUGGGUAGGCAUUUUAUUUCAAAAUGGGGUAUGGAUGCUAGGCUUAGAGGGGUGUAAAUAUGUGCUUCAUAAUCCCCCCCUCUGAACAUGAUUCACACCCCCUGAGCCUAACAUUCACACCCUAUUAUGAAGUAAGUUCCCACCCAUCUGACUAUUCAGUGAAAAGAACUGUACAUCCAAGUCCCAAGGCUAUAAAAUGUUAUUAAAAGAAAAGAAAAUCUAUUUAUCUAAAGAGAUUUGUUUUACCAAUCACAGGUACAUAAAUCUAAACAUGAAAGCUCCAUACCCAGUUGUGCUUUUAUGUCCAGAAAGAAUAACCAUAACACAUGCGUUAAAAAAUUGCAAGACAAGAUGCUCCAGAAUUGAUAUUUUAUAGGAAGAACGUAAGUAGUUACGAAGACAGAUAUGUGGGGAGAAUUAACAGGUCCUCUUUAACAGUAAUUAAAAUGUUUAGAACUGGUCAAGGAUUUUGAGAUCCUAAAUCUACUAAUGUGAAGUCUAUGUUUUGUUCCCGAAUACUUACCCCCCACCAUUGGCUAUUCCUAUGCAUUUUCCAUAUAUUUUUUUCUCUGCUUAGUUGUUCACCAAUUUUAAAUGAUUUUAUAAGUCAUUGUUCUAAGAUAGAACUCUUUAAAGAUUCAUCAUUAGUCUCCAGCUGCCUAUUAAAUGGGGAACUAACCAGUUAUUUUCAAGGCUAUGCAUAUACCACGGUCCCUGUGAACCUUUAGAUCCACACUGCAUCUAUUACAUCAUCUUCUUAAUUACUGUCUUAAAAUCCUUGGCAUAUGGAUGCCAGUCCUAGAAAGCUUCAUCUGAAUUUGAAGAGUCUGCGAUGACUCAUACAGCAACAGUUUGCAGAACAGUUUUACAUUGAUGUUCUGAUAGUAACAGCCGUCAUCUCAUUUCUGUGAAUAAGAAUUAUGUUUCGGAGGCUGGGUUCACAUUACGUUUUCAGCAAUACGGGACCGUAUCCCAGCCUGAGAGUGCUAAUUGAUUACAUCAGAUGAUCCUGCAUUAUGGGUAGUAUUGACUUAUGCCUUAUACUAAUACAGUUGUUUCAGGGUCAACAAUAUUUUGUAGUCUCAUGUGUGUUAAUGUAUAUACACUUACAUCCAUAGAGGGGGACAUUUAUCAUUGUUGUCUUUAGUGAGUUCUGAAGUUUUUAGCUUUUUUUAAGUUAAGUUUUGCUACAUAUUUAUCAUCCUAACAUAGUGGGUUGAUAAAGUUUGAGCACAUAAUCAAAACACAAGUCGCAGUUGAAACUUUUUUAAAAUGCUCACAAAAGACCAUUUUGUAAGCCAGGUCAGGUUGAUCUGACUUUCAACAUUUAGAAGUUGUUGUUUUUUUUUUUUUGCCUAUGUGCGACAUUCGAACAUAAGUUUGCGACCACUACAAAGUGAAAACUGAAGUUGCUUAGAUAAGGCUGUUUGCAGCUUUAUGCGUACCCACAAAAGUCACAAAAAAAAAUUAGGUGCACAUGCAACUUUUUUGUGCGUCCAGAGUAAGCAAAAAAAGGCUCUAAAUACCAUGAUUAAUGUCCCCCUAUGUUGGUUAUAACCUCCCAUGACAUAAGGAGCUGAUCGCAGAAUGUCCCCAGCAAUCAGAUGUAAUCAGUGGAGAAACCUGGCAGCUAGAGUUCUCCCUGAGCACCACCACAGAGGAAGUGAAGCAUUACACUGUGCCCACUGGAAUCUGUGGUCUGUCUGAUGCAUGAAUGAGGGAUUUCCUCUUUUAAGCCACUUUUCCUAAUACAAUAUCUAAAUCAUUUUUUAAUAAGAUUUUUUUAAAGAAUAAAGUUUGGUGGAGAAGAUCUUUAAGGUUAAAUUCCCAAAAUCACAUACUGGUUUGAGCAAUUUUUACAAUGUUCUUGCAUUCUAAAAACAAACAGAAAUAUGUGUGAUUUUUCUCAAAAUCCUGUUUAUACUCUAACAUUAAGAACUGUAUAUUUUUAUCACAUGCCCUAUCAUUUGGGUUUUAAAUCUUCUUUUUUAGCAGUGUUAUGUUGUUUACAUUGCCAUGCUGUGGAAAAAUGUAACCUUUAUGUUCACACGACGGAAAUUCCGCAUGGACAUACUGCAUGUGUUUCAGGUGGAAUUCCGCACUCGAAUUCACCCAGCGACGUUCUGCAGCUAAAAUUCAGCAUUCCACAAAACAUCAUGAAAAAAAGUCAUGUCUUAUAUUUUUGCGGAAUUCGGCUGCGGAAGCCCAUUGAAAUGAAUGAGUUUUUUUUUUUUUUCCUCCACUAAAUGGUAAAUUCGCACAGAUUCUGAGUGAGAUUGAACUUUUGUAAUGAAUAUAGGCAGUUUUUUUUUACAUGCACUGUGUAUUCAUGGGGGAAUUCUGCAUGAAUUCCACAAAAAUUCCAGAUAUCAAAAGAUGCGGAAUUCCGGACAAAUUAACACGGCAGCAGAAUUCACGCAUCUAUGGGGAAUUUCUGCUGUCUGAACAUACCCUAAGGGUCCGUUCACACGGGCGGAUUACCUACAGAAUUUCCGCAGCAUAUUUGCUGUGGAAAAUCCACUGUGGAUUUUGCUACCAUUGACUUCAAUGGAUCAGCAGAAAAUCCGCAGUAGAGGCAGAUUUGCAGAUUUUCCUUCGGACCCAUUGAAGUCAAUGGUAGAAAAAUCCGCUGCAGACUUUCCACAGCAAAUACGCUGCGGAAAGUCCGCAGGUAAUCCGCCUGUGUGAACGGACGCUAAGACUGGGAUUGCACAAAGCAAAAAUAUUUCACUUUGAAUCAGCUUAGAUAUGCAAAAGAAAAUCUAUAAUAAAACCUGCACGUUUCUUAUGUAUUACGUUGUGCAUUUGGACAUAGUUUUCCCCUUCUGCCUUGCAGUUGAUUUCAUCCACACUAAUAAUAAUGCAGUUUUACAGCCAAGCACAGGACUGGAUAGAAAAAUGAAUCCACUCCUAGGUUUGCCCCCAAAAAUCAACAAAUAUUCCAUAUUUGAAUCCAGCCUCAUGCAAAAAGAAAAGGACCUGUCAACUGCAUCAAAAGAAAUUUGCGCCACUCCAGCAGUGUCUGAUGAAACCGUAUAUAUUGUGGUAACUUAUUACGGUCUAGUUUAAUGACUGUGGGAAUGCAACUGCUCAUCUCAAAACAAAAUGAUGUCCAUUUUCCAGGAUGAAUCUAACACCUAAUGUAUUAGUCAUCACAAAUAUUCCCUUUUAUUUCAUUCUAUGAUCAACAGGAAACCCCUUCUUGCCCCCAGAGAACCGAUUUUUAAUAAUCAAAUAUAAAAAACAAAGAGACUCCAAUGCCUUAAGUGUCCCUUGUGGUUUGAGAAAUCACUGAUGUUAUGCUUAAACAAUCUUUUUACAUUUUUCUUACAUUUGUUUGUAACUACUUUGACUACCUUCUUAGUUGCACCCAAUUAUUUUAAAAUAAUGUGUUUCUAUUUGUAAAUUAUUUUCAAAUAGUUGAAAUCAGUAGUGCCUAAAAAUGUCCUCCUGAAAACCAAAAAGAAGGAAUGGAGGAAUUUCACAGCAACAUCUGACCAAUCAGGAAUAUAAGCCUCCUACAUAAGUGUUAUUUUUAUACAGUCCACUCGAUCUUGAGCUUCAUGUAUAAAGAUUAAUGUUGGCAAAACUAGCCAACCAUAUUAUUCAGGUGGGAUAGUGAAUCUAGUAAGACUGGUUGCUAUGGGACCCCCGCAUUAUUGCAUGCGGCACCCACCUGGUCUUUCACCGGAACCGCUGGAGGGUUUGAGUCGUGACUCCCAG
Hyla sarda is the source of this 6587-nucleotide messenger RNA. It is a transcript of the gene CORO2A, whose product is annotated as coronin 2A. The record is from RefSeq and is a predicted model, not a curated record. Bases 318 to 1910 code for a protein of 530 amino acids. Gene Ontology annotation, molecular function: actin filament binding. The transcript is spliced from 12 exons. Lineage: Eukaryota; Metazoa; Chordata; Amphibia; Anura; Hylidae. Gene Ontology annotation, biological process: actin filament organization.